This is a messenger RNA of Paramecium primaurelia, 306 nucleotides long. NCBI's taxonomy places the organism in Eukaryota, Ciliophora, Oligohymenophorea, Peniculida, Parameciidae. The record is from the annotation of a GenBank genome assembly.
AUGAUUGUAUAUAACAAUUAAGCAAAUUACAAAAUUGCACUCCUUUAUACUAACAAGGCCAUACAUUCUAAUCCCUUAAAUGCUGAUACUUUCACUAAGAAAAAAUACUUUUUUUUAUCCAAUAGUAAUUCUAGAUAAAGACUUACUCAAGAAAAAAAGAGGCUUGUUGGGUUGGACUCAAAGAAUAGUUUCUCCUAUAUUACAUUAACCAAGGUAACAGUAUUUAUUUAUGGGUAUGAAUCUUAUUUGAUGAAAUUGAGAAUAAAGAAUAUGCACUUAUAGAUUGUAAUAAUGCAUUUUUAUUGA